CAGUACAAUUUCUUCUUCUUCCUGAUGUCUUGCGGCAGAAGUAGAAAUCGCAGAGCUCCCAUUAAUCCCGACCAAAUCCGCCAAAAAGCAUCGCCAUAAACCCUCGCUUCCACAAAGCCUUCCGCUUAUUCAACCCCCACCGCGCCAGGCAAGCCGCCGCCGCCGCAGCCGCACGCCGCGAUGGCGCCGGAGCCGGAGCCGGAGGACGGGAGGGAGCUCUACGCGCUGCUCCACCUCUCCCCGGAGUCCUCCGACGAGGAAAUCCGCAGGGCCUACCGCCAAUACGCUCAAAUCUACCACCCCGACAAGUACCAGGACCCCCAGAUGAAAGAUGUGGCAACUGAAAACUUUCAGCGAAUACGUGAUGCAUAUGAGGUACUAUCGGAUGAGAACAAAAGACAGAUCUAUGAUAUCUAUGGUAUGGAAGGUUUAAAUUCCGGCCUGGAACUUGGCCCCAAGCUAAAUAAACCAGAGGAAAUAAAAAGGCAGUUGGACGAGCUGCGACGCCGUAAGGAGGAAGAGAAAUUUUUCGUCCAUGCUCGAUCCACUGGAUCAGUAAUUGCUAAUUUCUCUGUGCCACAAUAUUUGGAUGGCGACAACAUCAUGAAAGGAAUGGGAAUGUCUAGUCAAAUUGAGCUGCCAGUAUCCAAGCUAAACACUGUCACUGUUGGUGGAAAUUUGGUCGUCAAUGGUGCAGCUGGAACUGGUGCAGCAACCGCUGUGCUGCGGCACCAGUUGUCUUCAGUUUCUUCGAUUGACUUUAUGGCAACAGUUGGAUUACGUUCCCUUAUUGGAGUACAGACAUUUCGUCAGAUUUCACCAAAUUCAACAGCAACUUCCGGACUUGCUCUCUCAUUGAGAGACGGAUCUAUCAACCUGUCAAAUGGCUGGACCCGCCAAUUAUCUGAAAACACUGUUGGCAAUAUACAACUUGUCCUUGGUAAUGAAUCAAAUAUAUCUGUGGGAUGGCAAAAGAAGGACGAAAAGUUUUCUGCGACAGGAGAAGUAAAGAUUGGUACCAAUUCCUUCGGUGCAUCUGCUCAUUACACCCAUCAUUUCUCUUCCAAGUCGCAUGGUCGUGUUGCUGGUAGAGUUGGGAGCACGGCCCUUGAUUUUGAAAUUGGAGGGGGGAGGCGGAUAUCAGAGUUCAGUACAGUAAGGAUGCUGUAUAAUAUAGGAAUCCAGGGUGUCUCUUGGAGAUUUGAGUUAAAUCGUGCUGGGCAAAAGUUAGUUAUCCCAGUCUUGCUUUCAACUGACCUCAAUGCGUUAUUUGUCACCGGUGCAUUUGCUAUUCCUUCAACACUAUAUUUCUUACUUCAGACAUAUGUUGUGAAGCCUUACUAUCUAAAGAGAGAAAAACAGAAGACACUUGAAAAAAUGGAUAGCUUGUCUACACAGCUAACAGAAGCUAGACAAGCAGCUAAAAAAGCACAAAGAUUGUUGGAACCUGUCUCCAAUCGGAAGAAGAAUAAACAGCUGGAGAAUGACGGUUUGGUAAUCACAAAAGCUCUAUAUGGCGAUCGUAAAAAAAUCAAAGAGAGUAGUGAAUUGAGUGACAUAGAUGAUAAUAUUGCUUCACAAGUAUUAGAUGUGACGAUCCCACUGAACUUCCUCGUGACUGAGGCAGGUCAGCUCAAGCUUCAUGAGGGGAUAAAGAAGUCUGGAAUAAUGGGCUUCUAUGAUCCUUGCCCUGGAGAUCCAAAGCUACUGCUUGUCGAAUAUACGUUUCAUGGUCAGCAAUACAAGGUAAUGGCAGAUGAUUAUGGUGCGCUGUUGAUACCGCAAGACAUUCAUCGAAUUUGACCUCAUAAUGAUCCGAAGCAGCGUCUUCAAACACUUGGCCACACUGUAAUCUUCAUAGUUUUUUUGUGCUGAUAUGCUCUUUCCGUUUUUUGGGUAUCAUUUCCGUGCGUGAGACCCUUUUGUUGUAUACAUGCGUGGGCUUGUACCCACUGAGAUGAGGGAUAGAAGUGCCAUGUCCCAACAAUAAGAUGGAAGUCAAUAAAAGGUUUACACCAUUAGCUCA
Lolium perenne is the source of this 2026-nucleotide messenger RNA. Its product is annotated as chaperone protein dnaJ 13. The record is from RefSeq and is a predicted model, not a curated record. NCBI's taxonomy places the organism in Eukaryota, Viridiplantae, Streptophyta, Magnoliopsida, Poales, Poaceae.